This is a messenger RNA of Eutrema salsugineum, 1151 nucleotides long. RefSeq lists its product as uncharacterized. The transcript has 2 exons. The record is from RefSeq and is a predicted model, not a curated record. NCBI's taxonomy places the organism in Eukaryota, Viridiplantae, Streptophyta, Magnoliopsida, Brassicales, Brassicaceae. The coding region runs from base 147 to 929 and encodes 260 amino acids.
GAGAGUCAGAGAGAGAGAAUACCAAACCCACUUCGCUCCAAUAAUUAAAAAGAUCUCACUUUCUCAAAUUAACUUCAAAAAAAAAAAAAUCUUCGCUUUCUUUUAUAACUUUCAAAACCCUGAUCGAAAUAUCAGAUCAAGGAGAAAUGGAUAUGGAUGAGUGGGAAUUAAUCCCCAAGAACAGCUUCAAUUAUCUUGAUCUUGACCACGACGAUGAACAUCAUGGUGCGAUGAUGAUGGAUUACUACCUCAGCCCAUCAACUCAAGAUCCUCUCCACAAAACAGAGUCUCCUCCAAGAUCCAGAGUGAUCCCCACGAAACUCCUCCAAGUUCCCAUAGCUUGGGAACCCGUGUUGGAUCACGAGAACAAGAAGAUACCCAAUGACCCGGAUCUUGACCCGGGUUCAAAACAGACCCUUUUGACGGACUCUGUUCCGUCACCAAGAGUAUCCUUCAAGAAAAUGAAGGAAACCGAAUUUGCCGACAUGAAAACUGACCCACCAGCGAGGAUCACGAGUCCUGUGUCUCAGAUAGAUGCUGUGAAACCCUCUGAUUCCGAAGGAAGUGAUGACUUCCGAGAGAAGAAAGAAGUUAAUCUGGAGAAAGAGAAUGAUGAUGUGACGAGUGAUCGUAGAGGUCAGAGGUUGAAUCUGUGGAAGAUUGGUCUCAACGGGAUAGGAGCAAUUUGUUCUUUUGGUGCUGCAGCUGCUGCUGCUUCUGUGUGUGUCUUCUUCCUCGGACACAACAACAUCAAAAUUUGUAAGAGCAAGAACCAGAUGCUUAGGUUCCAGAUUUACUCCGAUGAUAAUAAGAGGAUGAAAGAAGCUGUGAAUCAUACAACAAAGAUCAAUGAAGCAAUCUUUGCUGUGAAAGGUGUUCCUGUCGUCAGAGCUCAGAUAUCUUUUGGGGGUUACUACGAUGGACUUUGAAUCUCAGCCGUCCAUAAUUCUAUUGGAAUCAACGGGUCAUAUCGAGUCUACCCCACCGGCCAGCUUCAUAAGUUCAAUAGUUUAUAGCUUAGUAAAUAAAUUUUGUAAAUUAUAUAUACUUGGGUUAAAGUCAGAUUAAUUGUGUGUUGUUAAUAGAUCAUUGUGAAAUUUCACACAAAUAAACUCUUUUGGAGACACUACUAAUUCUCAGCAAGAAUGUUG